CCCAGGCGAGGUGAGAGAAUACAAUAAGGAUGACUGAAGGCCUAUGUUCUUCAAUCACAGAUGAAGGCUUGUUUCUUCUUUUUGGUUCUUCACAAAUCAGCUAGCAUUACGCCACCUACGCACGUCAUCUGAAGGUCUAGUAGACAUGGCGGCGGCAAACGUCCUCGUUAGAAACCUCAACGCGAUACAAGAGACUCAGCAACAGGCCUCCGUCAGCACCAUCGACCAUGCCCUCGAUGGCCAAUCCCGAUUUGGAGAGAUAGUUGCCAUUCUGGCUGUCGGAUCAGUUCUGUCGACUGCGGCGGUUAGUCUCAGGGUUUACACUAGGGUCAAGAUGCUGCGAACGUUUGGGCUGGACGACUCGGUGAUGGUGGUUGCCCAGAUGUUUCUCAUUGGUUCAGCUGUUGCCAUCGGUCUCGAAAGCAAAUGGGGUCUUGGAUUUCACUCUUGGGUUCCUCCUCCAGAGGACUACGUUCCUUACAUGAAGUCCUUCUAUACUUCGAUCAUCGUGUACAACAUCGCGACCUGCCUCGUUAAGGUCUCUAUCUUAUUACAAUACCGCCGUAUCUUCGCCAUCGACAUUAUGCAGAAGUUGACGCUGUGGGGUCUUGCUUUCAUGAUCUCGUGGACCGCCAUGCUAUCCUUCCUUCUCCCUAUGAUGUGUCUCCCCGUAGCCGCUUUCUGGGAUUCGACCAUCGAAGGCCGCUGCAUCGACUUCCUUGCCAUCUGGUACACCAUGGCCGGAGUCAACCUCGUAGCCGACUUUGCCAUUUUCAGCAUGCCGAUUCCGGUCAUCAACUCGCUGCAACUCCCUCGCAAGCAGAAGCGAAUGUUACUCGUUGUGUUCUGUCUCGGAUUCUUUACAUGCAUCAUCUCUGCACUCAGAAUCCGAACUCUCCGCGUUGCUGCAGAUACCAAAGACCCUUACUGGGAUAACGUGGACGCCGCCACAUGGUCUUUCCUCGAGGUCGCUAUCGGUAUUCUGGCGGCAUGCCUUCCUACCCUCCGACCGAUCUUCGUUACUCUGCUGCCACGCCUCUUCAACGCGUCUUCACUGCAGUUCAGGAGCAGUGGCAGGCCAUCGAAAUACGGCAAUCCUUAUGCUCAAGCAAGCGAAGGCAACAACAGGGCUAGUUUCAUGCACGGGCUGGGAUUCCAUCGACCUAUGAGCAGCACAGACGGAUUGAAUCGCCAAGACGGAGUUGAGUUAUCUGGCCAAGAGACCGAGACGUCGGCUGAGUACACCGUCAGCGUUAGCACAGGAGCACCCGAAAGCCUCGACAAAAUGUCCCGAGUGAAGAGCAAGAGGGACAGUGUGAUGGAUGGGCAGCACGUCCGCGGACACAUUCGGACUACGACUGUGGUGACUCAGGAGGUUACGUUUGAGAAGCCUUCUAGUGCCAAGUCGAACCCCGACCAGGAUUGAGAGGAUGAGUUGUUUCUUUUGUGAAGGUUUAUCUUAGUCAUACUGAUGAGAGGAUGAUGUGUUAUUUUUCUUGUGUCUUAUUUUGGUUCAUGUUAUACCCCAUUUUUACCUCUGCUCAUUGUCAUUCGUUUCUUUUGUUAGUCAGAGGUCUUGUCCAAAUAUUUACCUCCUGCGCGGGUUCAAGCGUAGUUUUGCAAAUCUAAUUCUAUUUGU
Colletotrichum acutatum is the source of this 1639-nucleotide messenger RNA. RefSeq lists its product as uncharacterized. The coding region runs from base 146 to 1426 and encodes 426 amino acids. The transcript is spliced from 5 exons. NCBI's taxonomy places the organism in Eukaryota, Fungi, Ascomycota, Sordariomycetes, Glomerellales, Glomerellaceae. The record is from RefSeq and is a predicted model, not a curated record.